Egretta garzetta (little egret) is the source of this 1098-nucleotide messenger RNA. Its product is annotated as late histone H2A.2.2-like. The annotation marks the transcript as partial. NCBI's taxonomy places the organism in Eukaryota, Metazoa, Chordata, Aves, Pelecaniformes, Ardeidae. Gene Ontology annotation, molecular function: protein heterodimerization activity; structural constituent of chromatin; DNA binding. The transcript has a single exon. The record is from RefSeq and is a predicted model, not a curated record. Gene Ontology annotation, cellular component: nucleosome.
GUCACGGGGGAAGUCCUUUCCCAUUGGUCCCUGCCAGCCCAGGAGAACCCUCGCUUGUCGCAGCCAAGCCCAGGACCAGCGAGGGCCAGCAGGGGAGGCCAGGAGAGGCGGGCAAGGCAGGCAGGGCAGAGGCAGGCGCAGCGUGGAGGUCCGUGCGGGAGCAAGCUGCGAGCGGCAUGUCUGGCGCAGAGGAGGUCUGCACGCUGCCCGAGCAGGAGAGGGAGCCCCAAGGGUCACGUUGUGCGGGCCCCUCCGAAGGCAGCGCAGCAAAGGCCAAAAAGGGCCGCUCCUCCCGGUCGUCCCGGGCCGGGCUGCUCUUCUCCGUGAGCCGCGUGGACAGGCAGCUGCGCAGAGGCCGCUUUGCUGAGCGCUUUGGAGCCAGGGCCCCCGUCUAUCUGGCUGCGGUGCUGCAGUGUGUGACGCACAAGACCAUCGACAUGGCUGGCAAGAUUUCCAAGAAGAGCAAGCAGCAGCGCAUUUCUCCAGCGCACUUGCAGGCGGCGUUGCAAAAGAGCUCUGUGCUCAAGCAGCUCCUGCAAGGCGGCGUGCCCAGGCGCCGCGGCAGGGCUGCCCCCCAAAGACAGCGCGUGGCCUCGGCCUCCAAAAAGACGACGACCAAGAGCAAGAGGAGAUGCCCCACACAAAGGGCUGCACCUGCCCGUGCCACUGCUGCUGUCAAGUGAGAAGAAAGUAGAAGCCCUUGCCCCACACCAGCAAGGCCAGGCAAGGGCUGCUUACACCACAUGCAAGGCACCGCGCUCGAAGGGUGCAAUAAAGGCUUUGGCAGAGGGGCUUUUUGUGCUGUGUGUUGGACUAGCGUCUCCUGGCUGGGCAAAGGCACGCAGUCGGGCAUGGCGAUAACGCUCUGCCCGGGGAGGCCGUAGAGCAGCCCUGGCUGAGAAGGAGGGCAGGAACCUGCCUGGAGGGCAACUGGCCCUGACGGGCAGCACCUGCCUCCAGCUCAGGUUUGCACUUGCUCUGAAAGCAGAUGAGAGGGGUAGAAGGGGUCUGCCUCCCAAAGGAUGGGCGCAGGCUGUGAGGGAUGGUGAGGGUGGAUGUUUCUAGGCACCAGUUCAGAGCUGCGAGGAGAACCCCACU